Gilbertella persicaria is the source of this 628-nucleotide messenger RNA. RefSeq lists its product as uncharacterized. Bases 120 to 332 code for a protein of 70 amino acids. NCBI's taxonomy places the organism in Eukaryota, Fungi, Mucoromycota, Mucoromycetes, Mucorales, Choanephoraceae. The transcript is spliced from 3 exons. The record is from RefSeq and is a predicted model, not a curated record.
AAAGUUCUUUUUUUUAGAAGCCAAAAUUCGCAUUUGAUUAGUCAAAGUUCGUCUUUGUAAAUUGCUAAAAGUCGUAUCGCAUCAACUUUUUUUACGAAGAUGGACAAGGAAACGAUGCAAUGGAUUAUGAGGAAGAAGUUGAUCCUUUCAACACUAGUUCCUUGAUGACAGCUCGAUAUCGAUUAAUUCAAGAGCGCUUUCCCACUGAAUCCACAGAGGAGCUUGACACUCAAAUGGAAGAUAUUUCUGAAGGUCUAGCUGUAGAAAACAUAAUGUCUACUCUGACAAACAAAAAGCAGUUUUCUAGUAUUUUAAUAGAAUCAAACUCUUGAAUGCUGUCGCUUCUGCCCGAGAGGCUCAAGUUGAGGUUCGCACUGCUCAAAAAUGGGCAAAGCGCCUCAAAGUAUUAAGCUCGUGAGAGUAAGGUAAGAGGUAAGCAUACCUACAACCUCUUGUUUUAAUCACAGUCAUGAUGAUGUUCCUCUUCAAAAUCAAUUAAUUCAGUAUCAGGGAUUUCAACUAUAAUUUUGAAGUAAUGCAUGAAUUCUAGGGGUAUAUUAUUAUAAGACGUUGCUUUUUUUAAAAGAUGUAAAAAGCAAGUUUUAAAAAUAAACACAAAAUAAGAAGG